Messenger RNA from Colletotrichum higginsianum IMI 349063, 558 nucleotides. RefSeq lists its product as uncharacterized. The transcript is spliced from 2 exons. The record is from RefSeq and is a predicted model, not a curated record. Lineage: Eukaryota; Fungi; Ascomycota; Sordariomycetes; Glomerellales; Glomerellaceae. Bases 1 to 558 code for a protein of 185 amino acids.
AUGGGAUUGGACGCUGGUAAGAGUUACGAGACUAGUAUCGCAUUGAGGCACCCGCACCUCGUUGGAACCGACGCGGCCCUCCUUGCGCGCCAGGCCAAGGGGAAGGACGAGAUGUCGGACCUAUUAUCCCAAAGAGAAACACCCUACAUACGCGAAGGGGGAGGGGCUCGUAGCCGUGAAAGCGAUCAACGCGGCGAGCGUGGCGUCUCUCUCAUUUCGUCUCCCUCAACAACAAUGGAUGUUCAUUCGUCCCGUAUCAUUCAUUACGUCGAUGAUUUGACGAUGCCCUCGCCGAAUCAACCUACAACACACCCGGCGCACGAACGAGCCAUCGCUGGGAGCGUCCGGGGGGCCAAUGGCCUACUUUCCAACUCUGCCGAAGGCUUUUCUAUUCUCCACGGAUGCUGCGGUUGCAACACCAAGCCCUGCGAAGCGGAGAAGGAAUGGAUGAAUCCAGACGACAGCCCAGUAUUUGCGCGCGCAUCGGUGAUGGCUGAGCCGUACGUCUCCUCGGCACAGAUACCUCCUCAAGGUGUAGGUUGCUCGGCUCUGCACUAG